This is a messenger RNA of Morchella sextelata, 657 nucleotides long. RefSeq lists its product as uncharacterized. The transcript has a single exon. The record is from RefSeq and is a predicted model, not a curated record. Bases 1 to 657 code for a protein of 218 amino acids. Lineage: Eukaryota; Fungi; Ascomycota; Pezizomycetes; Pezizales; Morchellaceae.
AUGACAACAAAAUUGUUAAAUCGUCGACAAGCCCGUUGGUCCGAAUUCCUUUCACGUUUCGAUUUCGUUAUACAAUUUCGGCCACGAAAACAAGGAACGAAACCAGAUGCAUUGACUAGGAGGUCAGGUGACCUACCUAAAGAGGGGGAUGAACGGUUGACGCAUCAGAGUCAAGUGAUUUUGAAGCGAAAAAAUUUGGAUACUAAGCUAAGUUUGUUCGCGGGUUCUUUGUCAAAUGAAUCCGCUGAAGGAGCGUCUACUGUAGAGGAGUUAUUUUCAAAAGCUUACCAAGUUGAUAGUUUUCCAAACAAGAUCCUCACUAUGCUUCGGAAUGGCGUUCGCCACUCGAAUAAAGUUUCACUUGCCGAAUGCACGGAACAUAAUAACGGUCGGCUACUUUAUCGAGGCACGCUAUAUGUACCAGAUGACAAUCACCUUCAGUUAAGGCUUUUAAAAGAAGACCAUGAUAAACCAUCCGCAGGACAUCCGGGUAGAGCAAAGACAUUGGAACUUCUAAACCGAGAAUAUUAUUGGCCACAAAUGCGAAAAUAUGUCGACCAUUAUGUUAGGAAUUGCAAUGUGUGUAUCCGUAGCAAGACACCACGCAAUGCACCUUAUGGAGUACUCCGUCCUAUGCCAAUACCUGAGGGACCGUGA